Molecule: messenger RNA, 642 nt
Organism: Pecten maximus
Lineage: Eukaryota; Metazoa; Mollusca; Bivalvia; Pectinida; Pectinidae
Product: ADP-ribosylation factor-like protein 1
Exons: 1
Coding region: 1-642 (213 amino acids)
Biological process (GO): vesicle-mediated transport; intracellular protein transport
Cellular component (GO): cytoplasm; Golgi apparatus
Molecular function (GO): GTP binding; GTPase activity
Source: RefSeq, a predicted model, not a curated record
AUGGGUAAAGUCUUCGGGAAACUUUGGGUGUCAAGAAAAGUGACAGUGCUGAUAAUAGGACCCGAUGGGGCAGGCAAAACGUCUAUACUACACAAUCUUAGCUUGGGGAAUAUCACCGACAGGAUCACAGAUGAGGACUGUAGACUCGAGGCUCUCUCUGGAGACCGGGUACAAGCUGUCAGCUGGAACAUGUUCGGUACCCGCUGUCCGGGUGGAAUAUCCGCAUACUACCGUACCAUAGAUGCUGUGAUCUACGUGGUAAACGAUCGAGGUCCACCAAAUCACAUGGCAUAUGCCAAACUUGGGUUCCACUACUUUUCGGCCAUUGGUUGUGCCAAUGCUAUACUAGCAGUGCUCGUCAAUCAAAGAAGCGCGGGGGAAGGGACGCCACUGACUUUAGAAGAGGUUCGCCAGACGUUAGAUUUGGACAAACUUUCUAAUACAUACGAGAUAUUCCCAGUGAUUGCGACAACAGGUGAAGGAUUGGAUCAUGUUCAAGACUGGCUCUCGUGCCAACUGGGCAGGAAGUUUACACGCCAAGCAUUCUUUGGGUCAGGUGACCAACAGUUAAAAAAACAGGACACGGCACCAUUUCAUACACGGAUACUCAACUCAUUCAAAGGAAUGUUUUCGAAGAUUUAA